AGAGAUGCUCCAUUCAUCACUGAUCCACUGCAGGACCGUUUCAGGGGCGGGUGUGAAUUAUGGGCCCCUCGCUGUCACCGUGCCUGCUCUGCGCUGGACAUUUCACCUCGCCACAGUAAAUCCAAACCGGGGAUUACGUUCUGCUGAGUAGUGAUUUCAAAGCAAGUGCAGAAAUUUUCUCCUCCUCCUCCUCCCGACAGAAGACUUCGUCCUGCAGGAUCUGGGAUUGCACAGGGGUCUGGAACAACAUUCGCUGGAUAACAAGACAACCUGAGAAGUCGCUUUUUACGGGGAACUGACUCUUUCUCUCCAGGGAGGGGUGUGAGAACAGUUGUGUCUGGUUCACUGACUGGGCGUAAUUUGGACGCGCUCGGUUCAAAUAUUAAUAAUAAAAAAAACGGGGAUGCUUCGGCGACGCGCCGCUGGAAUCACAGAGAGAAGAGACAGGUGAGGUGCGGCUCAGGAACGCUCUUCCCUUCACAGAGAAGCUGCUGUAGAGCCGUCAGCCUUUUUCCUCCUCAGAGGCACCAGAGAGGGCGGGUUGGCACCUGCUUCAGCCUCUCAUACCUGGCCAUCUGCUGCGUGCAUGUGUGCUGCUGCCAUGACAACCGUGGCUCCUCCCCUUGCAUUUCUUCUCCUGCUGCUUCAGCUGGCUGAUGGCUCAUUCCCAGAGGAGCCUGGUCCUCUCAGCUACGUCCCUGUAGAGGUGGUCAGGAGGUACCCGGUGUUCCUGGGCCGGGCUCAUCGCUCAGCUCAGAAACAGGAGCUGUACAUCCAGACCGUCCUCCAAGUCAACCGCACUCUUUACAUCGGAGCCAGAGAUGACUUGUAUCGAGUGGAGCUGGAUAACAUGGUCGGAGAGGAGAUGUUUUACAGUAAGAAAAGGACAUGGGAGUCCAAUAAGAACGACAUCCGGGUGUGUCGGAUGAAGGGCAAACACGAGGGCGAGUGUCGUAAUUUCAUCAAGGUGUUGCUCAGCCAGCAUGGAGGUCUGUUUGUCUGUGGCACGAAUGCCUUCAACCCUCUGUGCACCAACUACACACGAGACACUUUAGAGGUGGUAGGAGAGCCCAUCAGCGGGAUGGCACGGUGCCCAUAUGACCCACGACAUGCUAACGUGGCGUUAUUUGCAGAUGGAAGUCUUUUUACCGGCACUGUGACGGAUUUCCUGGCCAUCGAUGCAGUGAUCUAUCGCAGCCUGGGCGACAGCCCUGCGCUCCGCACCGUCAAGCACGACUCCAAGUGGUUCAGAGAACCCUAUUUUGUGAGCGCCAUGGAAUGGGGGCCUCACAUUUACUUCUUCUUCAGAGAAAUGGCCAUGGAGUUUCAUCAUCUAGAGAAGGUGAUGGUAUCCCGAGUUGCACGUGUGUGUAAAUCAGACCUGGGUGGCUCUCAGCGCGUCCUGGAGAAACAGUGGACCACGUUCCUUAAAGCAAGACUCAACUGCUCCAUCCCAGGAGACUCGCACUUUUACUUCAACCUCCUGCACGCCACAAGUGACAUCAUCCACAUGCAAGGGCGAGACGUCAUCCUGGGCUUGUUCUCCACACCACCUAACAGCAUCCCCGGCUCUGCUGUUUGCGUGUUUGACAUGCAGCAGCUCGCUCAUGUUUUUGAGGGUCGAUUUAAAGAGCAGAAAUCCCCCGAGUCCAUUUGGACACCUGUUCCGGAUGAGGCGGUGCCUAAACCAAGGCCUGGGGGAUGUGCAGUGCAGGGAUCCAGAUUUAGCUCCUCAACCACGCUUCCAGACGAGGUGCUGAACUUUGUGAAGACCCACCCGCUCAUGGAUGAAACUGUCCCACUGCUGGGGCACAGACCAUGGGUGGUCAAGACAAUGGGAAGGUACCAGCUGACAGCCAUGGUGGUAGACACAGAAGCUGGGCCCCAUAAGAACCGUACCGUCUUGUUCCUGGGCUCCACCCGAGGGACCAUCCUCAAGUUCCUAAUGAUUCCUAGUGGAGACUCUGUCUCUCACAGCAGCGUGUUUCUGGAGGAAGUGGAGGGAUUCAACCCAGAGAAGUGUAGUGAGGACUCUCCUCAGGCCCGCCAGCUCCUGUCCCUGACUUUGGACCGAACCAGCCACACUCUGCUGCUGGCCUUCCCCUCCUGUCUGGUCAGAGUGCCAACAUCACGCUGCCAUCUCCACUCACGCUGCAUGAAGAGCUGUCUGGCCUCCAGGGAUCCAUACUGUGGUUGGACCAAAGGCAGCACCUGUUCCUUCCUGAGACCAGGCACACGUAUUCCUUUCCAGCAGGACGUGGAAUAUGGAAACACCAGCUCCCAUCUGGGAGACUGUGAUGGAAUCCUUCAGCAGAGUUUGCUGAUUGAACCAGAGAGCUUGGUGUCCCUCAACCUCCUUGUGGCAUCAGCGGUUUCCGCCUUCACCAUCGGGGCAGCCCUGUCUGGACUCGCCGUGUGCUGGAUCAUGGCCCACAAGCCUAGCAACCGUCGCCAUGGCAGCGCCUCCCAGUCCUCCAUCCAGCGGCGCGAAAGAGGUCUGCUGAGUAACGCCGGCGGGAUGGCGGGAUCUGUGCUGAGCGUGACACGACAAGGAGGAGGAGAGCACUCCUGCUCGCAGGGUGGGGAGACCCUGUUCGUCAUGCCUAACGGCUGGGUGAAGUCCGGAGAGCUCGACCCUGGGUUCCUGCCCACCCCAGAGCACACACCCCAGCAGAAGCGUAGAGGCCUUCGACUAUCUGACUCCAACUCUGGAGGUUGGGACACCAGCCAAACGUACCUGGGGGGAGGUUCUGUGGGCCUGGGUUCGCCCUGCCGCAUGCCCCCCUCUGUCUACCUGACCACCAGACUCUUCCAGCAGGGUGGAGGCGGGAGACACAACGGUGAUGGCCGUGGGAACGACACUCUACGCCAGCAUUAUGUCUGUCUGAGCAAACAGGAAAAAGCAGUGAAGGGUACACCCAAAGCCCCGCUCAGGAAGUCUGCAGGAGAGUACGUCUACCCCAUGACCCCCCAGGACUCGCCUGAACGUCGGAGGGUGGUCUCAGCACCCAGCGCCCCCAUGGAGUACAGCGAACCGCUGCCUUUGCGUUGGCCAGCCCCAGAAGGGUACAUCCUCAGCAGCCACGGGAUGGUCCCUGUUCCCCUGCCCCCUCCUGUCAUGCCUCCCCCUAGUGGUCAGGGUUAUGUGUCCCAGCAGCACACACCAGGUCUGAGCCGGGCUCUGCUGAGAAGCGCCCUGGAGCGGGGGGAGCUGGGCGAGCUGGUGGAUCUCAGUCAUCUAAUGAGUAAGAAAAACUGUGGCGAUAGAACUCAGACCGGCCAAUGACUGAGGAGGAAAUGAAGGAGACGGGAUUCUGUCCACGUGUGGAGCUCUUAUUACCUUAGAUCUCUCUUCCUCCUCAUCCUGUCAAUCCCUCUCUCCUUCCCAUUCUCCCCAUCCUACAUAUAGAUCUCACUGUCACCUAGCUCCCUCUCUUCGCUGUCAGCCUCUCAGGCAACCCUCUUCGUCCCGUAAUGAGUCUUUCCGUAUGACUGGCUGCUGGCUUUGCCACUCAUAUCCAGGCUCACACUAAUUGGUCAGAUGGACUGAGGUUGUUGCUGUGUCUGCAAUGCAGAGUUGCCUCUCUCUCCGGCAGCAGAACGAGGGAGAAGAAGGGAUGAGGAGGAAAGAUAGACAGAAAGAAAACCCAAAUGGGGAGCAGAGCAGAUGAGGACAGAGACUUAGAGACUUCUUCCUCUCUGCAAAUUGACUGAGGCUGCAGAGCCAGGAGUGGGACGCCGAGUCCCUCCUUUGUAACAUUAACAGGACUGCCAGCCAGCUGUUCCCAUCUCUAUUUCCUGUUGGUCUGAUUGCCAACAAGGUACUUGAAGGAAAAUUGCAAAUUCUGAACAUCAUAAAAGUCUAGAGCUCGAGGUGACUCAUCGGGCGAACAUUUGAGUCAUUCGUGACCAAACAGAUGAAUCAAAGCUAAAUAACUGCUCUGGUUUUUUGCAUUAUUUCUCCUUCCUGCAAACAUCUGCUUACUUGUACAGGUGGGUCUUCGGUAUCCUAUAGAAAAAGCAUGACUUGUGUGCCAAAUGCCUCUAAGUUGUCUCGUAGGGAUAUGGGGCCAUAACUCAUGUCCGUGGAGAGCAGAGAACAGGACUGACAUGUCAGCAGUAUUCCUGCCAACCGUACGCUCUCUGGAAUGACGGCGUCUCAGCUGUUUGUCCCCCCUGCCCCCCAUUCUCUUUAACGACCAAUAAUUCCUCAAGGGCGUCAGGUGGGACUGGACCGAUGUGAAAAUCCCAACCGGAAAAUAUAUAGAAUAACUGCACGGCAAUGCGUUUGUCUCUGUAGUUUUGCUCAAACCAAGUUAAAGACGUGUUUCUUGGGUUAGAUUUGUUCAUAAACCCACUUUGGGUCAAGACCCAAUGAAUGUGUUUGGUGUUAAGUGACAGUUCUGAUUGAAGCCUCAGAGCCAAUAGGGCUAAUGGAAAUGAUCCCAGCAGACAAAUGGACCCAUAAAUUCAACCUAUCAAAGUGUCCCGUGCCAUAAAGUGUGUUUGGAUCGACCCAACAUGAGGUUGCAUGGCAGCACAGACUGAAGCAAUUAAAACGUUUAUUUGGCUUGAUUUGUCCAUUUGUUCAUCGACCAAUGAAUGCUGUCCCGUGCUGACUCCCCAUUGUGUACAGCAGCAUCGAGUUUUAAAUGUAAAUAGAAAACUGCUCAUGUAAGAAUUAUAUAUAAAUAUAUAGAGGCAGGUGUUAGCUUGCAAGUGAACAUUUAUCUUUCAGUUCAUAAAUGUUUUUUGUUUUGUUAUGUUUUUAUUCAGUCGGCACCGACGUGGAUUUCACCAAGUCACAAGGGUGUCUUUCUCACAUCGACGUGCCAAACCAAACCGAUGGAAGACUUUGUGAUGCCUGAUUACUGAAGCAAAAAAUAUAUAUAAAAACAAACUGAAAGUAAUGCAUCUUAAAGUGCCAUAAUGGAACCAUAUCUAUCAGCAGUGCACCUUUCCCAUGUACUGUGGUUUUAAAGAACUCUUAUUGCAGUAUAUCUGUGAUCUGUAUGCCUUUGACCUUACAUGCUGAAUAUCUGUUUUAUUUUGUUUUUUUUUUUCAUUGAUGUUGACUCGUACUGUUGGGAUAACUUGUCCGGUUUGUCCAUCUGGAAGCUUCUGAGGGUCCGUCCACCUCAUGCCGUACCCUGUAAAUAUGUAAUACGGACAUUUUAUCACACGCCGUGUUGAUGUGUUCUCCUACGCCAUGACAGGAACUGUGUUUGCUCACAUUUUAUAUCAAGUUCUUACCUAAACCACUGUGUGAGUUGCUGGUUUCCCUGAUUUUGGAGGUUUCGUCCUGGUUUACACUCUAGUGAUUGUCGUGUCUUUCAUUCCCGACCAAACUGCCAUACUGAGGGUUCUUGGAAAAUAUUCUUCGGCAGCCUAAGGCGAACGAAUGUGCCUCAUUCUUUUUGUUCAGUGGUCAUCAUGCUGUGCAGUAAUAACGAAAAGCACAAAAUGUUUCUGUAUCUUGUUUUCAAAGGAGCUGUAUCAUUUGUGAAUAGUGUAAAUAAUCACAUUGAAUGUAUCAUGUAUCACUUUAGGGGUUUUGUUGUUUUGAGGACAGGGGACGGCCUGUCUUUUCCCCUCUAAGACAGGGCCGUGUUUAAAGUGUGAGGCUCUUGUUUUUAUUUUUCGGUGACAAUGCUGUGAAUAAAAUGUAUGUAUAGUACCUACGUGACUUUGGCUGAACACAGAGUUCAGCAGGUUCCUUCCUGUUCUUAGAGUUGGGUUCGCAGACCUGACCUCAGUCGGAGCUGAGCCUUUCUCUCAUUUGACUGAUGCCUGUAACGUUUCUGCAGCUGCUAAGCUGCUGCUGAUGUAAUUAUCAGUAUUGCUAUUAAACGGCACUAUAUAACUGACUGCUAAAGGUGUCGGGCGUGCUGCAUCCACUCGCUGAAAUAAACACACAAAAUCUCUCAAAUGCA
Nothobranchius furzeri (turquoise killifish) is the source of this 5933-nucleotide messenger RNA. RefSeq names its product semaphorin-6B. Gene Ontology annotation, biological process: positive regulation of cell migration; neural crest cell migration; semaphorin-plexin signaling pathway. Lineage: Eukaryota; Metazoa; Chordata; Actinopteri; Cyprinodontiformes; Nothobranchiidae. Gene Ontology annotation, molecular function: chemorepellent activity; semaphorin receptor binding. The record is from RefSeq and is a predicted model, not a curated record. Gene Ontology annotation, cellular component: plasma membrane.